GUCCGAUAAUAAUGAAAAAGUUUAUGACCCAUAUGGUGGCCGUUCCAGUUCUCAGGAAUUGGGUGUUCCAAAACUUCAACAUGUUCAAGAACAAAUAGACAGCACAAAGGGUGAAAUUCAAAGCACACUUCUUACUAUGGCUCAACGAGGAGAAAAAUUGGGUGAAUUGGAAGAAAAAACAGCGAAAACUCGUAAUAAAAUGUGGUGGAAAGACGCAAAAAUGACUGUCAUCCUUGCAGUCGUAGCAAUUAUCAUAUUGGCUCUUAUUAUUGUUCCAGUUGUGCUUAAAGCUCAAAACAAAAUCUAA
Dentiscutata erythropus is the source of this 307-nucleotide messenger RNA. The record is from the annotation of a GenBank genome assembly. Lineage: Eukaryota; Fungi; Glomeromycota; Glomeromycetes; Diversisporales; Gigasporaceae.